AAAGGUCCGAAGUUGCAAUGAAGGCAUAUAGAUGGUUGUUUGUCACAUUUGUUAGGCAAGCCAUACAAAAAGACUGACACAUACAAACAUACCCACAGGAAGUCCCCCAAUUGCAGGCUGGCCCUCUCCAUAUGCUUAAACGGCGAUGGCUUUACUUUCGGGAGCGUCGAGAGUGACUAGGAGUGGCUGAUCCGAGUUAGGUACCUAGGCGUCUACCGUGUCUCUUUCGCCGUCGGCUGCCGCCUAGCAGGGAACAUGAGUGCCCCGCCGCAGUCGGGGAUUGCAAAGAAGCUGUACGCUGGCUUCACUCGCUAGCCGGUGGCGUGGCGCGCAUGGGUCUCGACAUUUUCCAGGUCGUAAUAUGCGAUGCGUCGGCCGGGCUGCUUAUGCCAGCUCAGUUGGUUGCCAGAUGCUGCGGCCCAGCUGGCCACAUGAUUGUGGUUAGCUUAGUCGAUGCCCGAAGGGCUCCCUGACGCCCAAUCCACUCUGCCCCUAGUUUCCAAUCUACUCGACUACCGAUUCCCGGCUCACUAAGUGGACGCUGCCAACCCCAAAGAGCCGCAGGCUUUUGAACUUCAUUUUUUUGAUGGGCCCCUCUCCCGUCCCGGAAUCACUUUCGAACCGAGGCAUUUAAACGUUGUAGGCCCGAGUUUUGCUUGGCUCGAUUCCGCUUUGAUGUUGUAGCCCUUUCUAUGACCCAAAACCCACGCAAGCAUUACCCUCAUCUUUACUGUGGCCCAAAAUGUACGUUUUCUCAUCGUGGGGGGCCUCUAAAGGCUCCGAGUAUCCUACAGGAGCACCCAGCGAAUCACACGGAAGGCUGCUCCCGAGGACCGAAGACGAGGCUCGCUGCCACAUCCAAGAAAUCCGAGACGAGAAGAUUAAGGGCUACCAGGGCGGGAUGGCCAAAGAUUUCAAGAACGCGCUCGACGUGAUAUCCAAUGAACUGUACCCAAACUCGACCGACUUCCUGCUGGAGAUAUUCCAGAACGCCGACGACAACGCGUACUCGAGUUCCGUUACUCCAAAGCUCUGGAUCACGUACUUGGACGACGACACACUAAUGUUCGACACCAACGAGAUCGGCUUUCGCCGUGCCGACGUCGAGGGCAUCUGUGGCGUCGGCCGGAGUUCCAAGCAGGAGAAUCUGGCAGAGGUGACUAGGGCCGGCGAGAGGCGAAUAGGCGAGAAGGGCAUUGGGUUCAAGGCCGUCUUCAAGGUUGCGGACGAGGUGUAUGUGAAAUCGGGUUUUUACUCUUUCAAGUUUACCGACAAGGCUGUGCCGGGGGCGCCAGAGGCUUCGCUCGGCAGAGUAGCGCCGGAGUGGGCCAGCUUCCCAGCCCAGGCCCGCCGCAGGGGAGGUACUUCGAUCCUUCUCAAGCUGCGCCGGUAUAUUGACCGCCAGAAGCUUGCCGGGGACAUCAUGAAGCUGGACGCCAAACUACUGAUGUUCCUCAACAGGGUGAAGGAGGUGGAGAUUGAGGCGUUGCGGGAGCCGCGGGUCGUUUUGCGGAGAGAAGACCGGACAGACAGCAGCACCGGAAUUCCCUGCCGGGUCCUAAAGCCGGAUGUGUCAUCGCCGUACAUUCUGUUCCACCACCCGGUGUCCGGCCUUCCAGCGGAGAAGAAGCGGAAGGGGCUGGCCCAGUCGGAGAUGGUCCUCGCCAUCCCGUACGACGGCACCCGGGAUGGCGCUGCACUCACACAGACGCACAAUGUCUACUCGUUCCUUCCCAUCCGGGAUUACGGCUUCAAGUUUGUGCUGCAGGCCGACUUUGUGCUGAUUGCCAAUCGCAAAGAGAUUGAUUCGGGCAGUGAGUGGAACAGGGCGCUGCGUGCCCAGCUCCCGACCGCCCUACUUGGGUUUGUGGCCCAGCUUAACCGUUUGGGUCUCCAGUACCGUUGGCCUUCGCUGUUCCCCAUCCACGACGAGGGGCACGGUUUCUUCCAAGGGAUCAAUGCAAAGGUUCUCGAAGAGUUUUCCCGCAGCGCCAUUAUCGAGUCGAUUGGCGGCAUGUUGGAGUCCGCGUCCCAGUUAUGGCUUGUCCCACACGAGCUGGCCGAUAUUCCCACAGGCGAUGGUGUUGCGCCGGCUCCCAUGAUCCCGCCCGACUUUUCUCAAUUCCGAUAUGUGUCUUCCAGCUACUCUCACGCGACCUGGGAUGGCCUCAGUAACCUUGGGGUGAGAACGCUGUCGGGCGCGAACUUCUUGGAAGCCCUGGGCCACUUCAUUUCGCAUCAUCCACGCCAAUUUUACGCCAUGCCAAACAGAUGGCACUCGCGGUUAUCGACCAUCCUCGACCAGCUUACCGCCAAACACGAGGGGACGAUCACACGGCUCCGCUUUGUGCCUCUGCGGGAUGGCACUUUCGUGGCCUUGGAUGACGGCCCGGUCCUUUUCCCACUCAAGCCUGGCCCCGGACAGCAGCGCCUCCAAAUCCCUGACAAAAUCGGUCACUCGGUCGUGCACUCGGACGCGGCCGAAGACCCCGCGCGGCGCAAGCUCCUUCUUAAACUCGGCGCCCGCGACGGAAACACGGAGCAGGUGUGCCGGUUUAUUGUACAGGCACACGCUUCGGAAUCUUUCGCGCCAAAAGCCGUUGAGCAGAAGAUACUAAUAGCGCACGCCAAGUUCUUGUAUGAGGCCGGCUGGCUGCGCCGGGGGGUCGAAGACUAUCUUUGGGUUGUUCUCGAGGACGGCGCAACGCGGCAGCGCAGCUCACACGUUUACCUCGACUCGGUCGUGUGCACCAGUAUGAGCUGCAUCGCGGGCCACCACCGCGGCCGAUUCCCCUUUCUCCACGCUAGCUAUCACGCAGCUUUCCCCACGCCCGACCAUCGCGAUUUUCUGGUCCAGGACCUGCAGCUGGCCGAGAUCCCCCGGUUGGUUAACCCGGGCGAUACAGCGGCCAAAUUCUCGCUCAGCGCCGACUUUCGCUUCCUCAUGGACAACCUAGCCACGGCCGAGAUGCUGGAGCUGCUCCGCCACAACUGGGACUACUACAGUUGCUGGGUCGUUUCGCCAAACACCUUGCCCAUGGCAGCGAACGAGGUGCUGGGGCAGGACAGCGGCAAACCCCACGAGUGCAUCAGGGAAGCCAUCGCGUCCAUGCCCGUCCAGCUCCUGGACGGGCGCUUGGCCAGACUCGGCCAGACCUGCCUCCCGCGCGAGGAUGUGCUGGCAGCGUUUGGGCCGGUCAAACCGCCUGUUGGAGCAGCAGGCGUGGCGAAUGCUAGGAGCACUAUCACAAUGGGGGGCUCGCUGGGUGAGCGCGCAUUCGCGGCCCUCUCGGUUCCGGAGCUAGACUCGCCUACGUGGGACAUGCUCGAGCUAUUCGAUGUUGUGGUCCGGGUCGGACCCAAGGAUUUUGUUCGCCGGCUUCAGCAACUACGGCAAGGUAACCCGACGCAGGAGGAGGUGGCGAUCGUUUACGAGAGGAUCGAGAUGAGCGCCCGGAAGGGCAAGAUGAUCAAGGCACUGCAGGCUCUAUUUCGACGAGAAAACCUGGUGUUCCUCCCAAGCCACUCACCGGCGUGGGUCGCGCUCAACGACUGUCUGUGGGAGGCGCCCAAGGCGCUGAAGAAGACGCCGCAGCUGAAGGAGCACUACCCCGAGCGGUGGUGGCUGUUUUGUAGGGUGCUGAAUAUGACCACCACGGCGUCCCUCACCGCCGCCAUUGAGGAGGCCAAGCGCAUUAGCAAAUCAGACUCGCUCCGUUACAUCCGAGCGCUGCUCCGGCACAUUAGCAAGCUCGCCGGAAAGACCGACUCGCCACGCAACGAGCUCCAGGCCCUGCGCGAGUGUGCCAUCCUGCCCGUCUGGGCUGGGAUGCCUCGCGAUGGGUUCGACUACCUCAGCCCGCCGUUAGGGUGGAAGCGGACGAACGAGUGCUAUAUCGCCGACAAGCCGUAUCUGCGCGAGUGCUUCCAGGGACGGGCGCCGCUGCUUGCCUUUGACAGCCCAGAUGUUGAAAAAAUCGACAUCUUGCUGGUAAGCCUGGACUGCGGGGACCGCAAGCUGUCCAAGCUCGUCCGUAAGAUCGAGCCUGGCGCGAAAGGCAAGGCGAGGUCCGACGACGAAUACACAAAGUACAUGCAGGAGCGUGUCAGGUGUAUUUUAUGCUUGAUCCCCAAAGAAAACCCCAGCAGGGCAUGCCUUAAAAGGCAGCUGGCAGGCGUACAGGUAUUUCGGGUCUGCAAGAUUGCAGUGGUUUGGGAGUUCACCAACCGGUGGGGUGUGGUGAGGAAGGGCACACCAGAGCGAGCCGACGCCAUGCUGGACGACACGGAGGCAGACGUGCUCAAGGUGUACCUUGAGGAGAAGGUGGUGAUAGGCAAGUCUUCGGUCAAGCUCGUCAAAGAGCUGAAGGCGCUCUGCGGAAUCGCCGACAAUUUGGGGACUUGGCUUUCCCACAUCCUGGUUUCGGAAAACCUCCAGGAGCUUGAGCAGGAUCUGAUGCGCGAGGGCCUGUUGGUGCCGGUUGACGAUGACGACGAGCCGGAGUGGGCCGCGCAGCGCGAGGGCCUGCCGGUGUCGGACGAUAACGAUGAUGACGAUGACGAUGACGACGGUGACGAUGAUGGCAGGCCGCAGUGGACCGUACAGCCGCAGCCCGAGGGCCGUUUCGGCCGCGAAGAUGGAGGUCGGCGGGAAGGCGUGACGGCUUUAACUGGUUCCAAGGCCGGCCCGCACGGCGACGGCAAUAGCCCCACCGCUACGGGUGAAGGGCGAAGGGAUGCCUUGGAAAUGUUACAACUUCUCAACAAGCUACUCCGAGACGUACAGUCUCGAAACGCACGACUGACAGCGGCGCUUCCUAGCCCCAAGGCGUAUCCGGGCCGGGUCUCGUCGGACAGGGUUUACAACCCAAACCUACCGAGGAAUAAGGACUAUUACGGAAGCGGUGUGCAGUCCGUGAGGAUACCGAUGGCGCCGUUUGAGCGUAUCUAUGAGGAUGAGGAAUGCCGCUUUACGGCGGAGCUAUACGUCAGUGACUUUCUCGCAAGAACGUUCCCGGAGGACUACACCCCACAGAAGCAUUGGACGAGCCACAUGCGCGGCCGGGCGGGCCACAAGCCGGUCCGGGGCUCGCUGGACACUUGCGUCUCGACCUUUACUCUGGACGACUCAAGCGGGCGGCUCAAGCAGUUUCUGGAGCGCCACGGGCACCACCGGGCCCAGUCUCUCGCUGACGGUUCCAAGUUCCACAUCCAAGUCGUGUUUUCUACGGGGUCGGCCAGCGCGUCUUUUGAGCUGGAGGCAGCCCAAGUCACCAAGGCCGAGGCCCUCACUCUAUCCUCCUGCACCGAUAAGAGGCCGCAUUCGGAGAUGUACCUGCUCGCCUUCGUCUACGAUCUUCGGGCGCAGCCGACCAUAGCGCUGUUCGCCGACCCCUGGCAGAUCAAGGUUGACGGCGCCCUCGCUCUCAAAUCGCACAGCAAGUACGAGGGCCGCUUUCACGGGACACCCCCCGUGCUCUUCGCCGCGCGAGGUCACGAUGAUGGCGACGGCCCCAGUCGAGCCGCCACCCCAUCUCCUGACCACGACCAACAACCGCAGCCGGCCCCCUACCAAUACAAACACCUUCAGCACGGCGAAAUCCGUGUCCUCCACCUCGACGCCAACGUGGACCCCUCAGCCCCCUUGACCGGCUCGAUCCAGCACAUCCGCCUCGACGCCCAUGCCCCUCCCUCCUUCUGGGCAGUCUCUUACGUCUGGGGUAUCUCCAACGCCUCUGAUGCGCAACACUCGCUGCAAAUCCCGUCGGGUGAAACCAUCCAGCUCACCCUCUCGCUCUCGCUGGCGCUGCGCGCCCUCCGCAGCAAGGGCGCCGUGUCCGCCCCUCUCUGGGUAGAUGCGAUAUGCAUCAACCAAUCCGAUCCGCGCGAGAAGGCUGUGCAGGUGCGCGCGAUGCGGGACUUGUUUGGGCUCGCGGAGCGGGUAGUGGCGUGGCUUGGGCCCGAGUACGAGGGGGGCGCGAGGGCGGUGGAGGCGGUCAAGGCCGCGGCAACGAAGGAGCGGGUUGCGGACCUAGGGGCUUUGUCUUCGUUAUUGAAAAGGCAGUGGUUCGCGCGGACGUGGGUUGUGCAGGAGCUGGUCCUCGCACGGGAGGUGGUCCUCAUGUGCGGGACAAAGGCCGAGGUCGGGUGGGAGGAGUUCUUUGAGGGCUUGGUCGCGUGCGAGGCGUCGCUGGGUGGUGGCGGGCUGUUGAGGCAUGCCGGGCCGGCAUACGCGCUCGGGCUGGCGCGGCACAGGAGGCAGAUGGGCCGGGGACCGGGGCCGGGACUGUUGGAGCUUCUAGAGCUGUUUUCCCACACGCGCGCGACCAGGGAGGUCGACAAGCUCUUUGCCAUGCUGGGGUUGGCCGGGGACGUGGAAAGCGAGGCGUUCGACCCGGACUACGACUCGUCGCUUGAAGAGGUGGUGCGGCGCUAUGCCGAGGGCUUCGUGGCCAACGGGCAGGCCUUGGAGCUGCUGUACCGGGCCGGGUCGACCAAGUCGUACCCCUUCUGCUCGUGGAUCCCGCGCUGGACGAGCGGCGACUUCCCGCCCACCAUCUCGACGUGGGCCGCGGCGGGUGGUGAGUUCCAGGCCGGGCACCGCGUGCCGCCGUCGGUGGAGCUGCUGCCCUUUCCAGGACGCCUGCGGGUGUGCGGUUUCCUUAUAGACACGGUCCAUCGGACGCAAGCGAUACGCACGGGCAACGGCCUGAUGCUUCACGACACGGCGCUGCUGGGCGACUUCCGGCAGCUCCUGAGCUACUACUCGGAGGGCUACCCGACGGGCGAGACGGCCGAGGACCUACUACUGCGGCUGCCCAUCGGCGACGCGCGGCGUCCGUACUUUGAGCACGCCGACCGGCGGCAGUCGUGCCGCGACGUCGUCGCCCGGACCGGCGGCGCCGCGACCGAGGAGGGGACCAAGGGCACCACCACCACCACCACCGACUCGGAGUGGCCGGCGGGCCUGCGCAGCGCCGUGCUCGGCGGACUGUGCGUCGGCGGCCCGCGGGGCAGGCCGCAGGAGGAGAGCAGCCCGACCGCGGAUGCCGUGGCGCAGGCCACCGCCUUCAGCUACUGGUGCACGGCCGCGGCCUUCUCGAACCGGCUCGGCGGGGCCGUCCUUUGCGGCACCGAGAGGCGCUACGUGGGGCUCGUGCCGAGGGCGGCGCGGGCGGGCGACCGCGUCUGCCUCCUGCACGGCGCCAGGGUCCCGUUCGUGCUACGGCCGGUCGAUGCCGCCAAGGGCGCGUACCGGCUGAUCGGGGAGGCAUAUAUCCACGGCAUAAUGCACGGCCAGGCCGUGGGGCAGGGGUUAAAAGACGAUGAGUUUGUGCUGUCGUAGGUGCGCAAAGGGGCGGUUGGGUUUUUGGCUUGUUGUGACCACUGGAGGUGGCAAGCUCGACCUGGGCAAGGAGGGCAAAGCACUAACGCGAUUUACAGCGGUGCAAUCCAGGAAACCCUCCCAUGUUUAGCACCCAUUUAGUUGCCUGCCAUGCAACGCUCUUCCAUUCCCCG
Gaeumannomyces tritici R3-111a-1 is the source of this 7518-nucleotide messenger RNA. RefSeq lists its product as hypothetical. NCBI's taxonomy places the organism in Eukaryota, Fungi, Ascomycota, Sordariomycetes, Magnaporthales, Magnaporthaceae. The record is from RefSeq and is a predicted model, not a curated record. The transcript has 7 exons. The coding region runs from base 743 to 7345 and encodes 2200 amino acids.